AUGGGUAACUUACCCAAGGAUCGAGUAACUGGUUCUCGUCCAUUUGAAGUAGUUGGAGUCGAUUUUGCCGGCCCUAUACCCACAUACCUCAGGAUCCGCGGAAAGGGUCCAUAUAAAUCCUAUAUAGCUGUGUUUGUGUGCUUUGCAACAAAGGCUGUCCACCUUGAAGCGGUCUCAGACUUGUCCAGUGAAGCCUUUAUAGCAGCAUUAAAGCGUUUCAUUGGUCGCAGAGGUGUUCCUACCAAAAUUUGUUGCGACAACGCCACCAAUUUCAUUGGCGCUGAGAGGAAAUUAAAUGAAUUUCACCACCAUUUUCAUCAGGAGGCAAAUAAGGCAGCCAUUGCAGAGUUCGCUUCAACAAAAUUUAUUGAAUUUUCCUUCAUUCCUCCCAGGGCCCCUCAUUUUGGCGGAUUAUGGGAAGCGGCCGUAAAAUCAGCAAAGGGUCACUUGUUCCGAACGCUACAUAAUGCUCGACUGACUUUUGAAGAGUUAUCAACAGCCCUGGUGGAAAUUGAGGCAAUUUUAAAUUCACGUCCCAUUGGCUCGUUAUCAACGGAUCCCAACGAUUUGGACGCUCUUACUCCUGGGCAUUUAUUAAUAGGUUGCCCUCUGCAAAGUGUUCCAGAGAAGACAAACUUUGACUCGGAGAUAUCUCAUUUGCAACACUGGCAGAGAAUAUCAGCAAUAAAGUCUCAUUUUUGGCGCAGGUGGCACAUCGAAUAUCUUGCUCAACUUCAAAAUCACUAUCGUUGGAAAAAACCGCAACAAAAUUUAAAGGUCAAUGAUUUGGUUAUAGUUCAUGAAGACAAUGUCGCUCCGAUGAAAUGGAUUCUUGGUCGUGUCACAAACAUUGUCCCUGGGGCAGAUGGCUUUGCUCGAGUGGCCGAAGUAAAAACACCACAUUCAACAUUUCGACGUCCAAUCACAAAAUUAGCUGUUUUACCCCAAGAUGAAAAUUUGAUUGAAACCGGAGGUUUCAAUGGGGCCCGGCAUGUUAAAUCCCUUUAA
Molecule: messenger RNA, 1008 nt
Organism: Musca vetustissima
Lineage: Eukaryota; Metazoa; Arthropoda; Insecta; Diptera; Muscidae
Exons: 1
Coding region: 1-1008 (335 amino acids)
Biological process (GO): DNA integration
Molecular function (GO): nucleic acid binding
Source: RefSeq, a predicted model, not a curated record